CUUCCCCAUCAGUCCAGGGGCCACAGUGCACCACCCAUCCCUUUUAUCAAUGCCCCAAUCCCUUUCUGCAUUCUCACCACCAGAUGCCAACCAUGCCCUCCAGGUGGGCACAUGCUUCACCUGUCAGCUGCUGAGAUCAGAAGGUUUGCAGCUGGCAGGAGACAUCUAUGGAGGGGCCCCUGGAACCCGCCCUGUCCUGGCUCAGGAAGGAGCUGUGUGAAAUGCGUCAGCAGGAUCAGAGGUUGUUGUCUCAGCUGAAUGACCUUCAUGGCAGGAUCCGGGAACACCGGCUGGAAGCCGCAUUCUGGGCUAGCCGACACCCCAUUCAGGAGUCGCAGCCAGUGAGAGGGCGCUCCACCUCGGAGGAUAUGGGAACCGCGGCUCAUAAAGACGGCGACUCUCCGACCUCUCUACAGAUUGUACUCCGGAGGAAUUCCGCACCGUGAUUGGUCACUGACAGGCAGCGCCAACCUGGUACGAACUCGGACGGUAACGGAACUCCGUAUAUCACAGGCGGAGGACUUUGUACAAUGGGAUUGAAGAACGUUAUAGGAGGUUUUAGUAUCUGUGGCCUAGAGAUCGCAAUUCCUCGCUAAAACUUCUAAGUUGCAAUGUAAAGCUUGAAGAUAACAAAAGCCAAUCAGCACACACAGGCUUUUAUUUAUUGUCUGCCAUUUAUCAUCACCCAAUGGGAUGACCUCCAUGCAGACGCUUCACGGGAGGCAAUAAUGGUAAUUAGGGUCGCUCCCAUUGGAUCAUCCAAUUAUGAAAUAAAUACCACGAUGGUUCAUUUUCAUUAUAA
This is a messenger RNA of Rana temporaria (common frog), 802 nucleotides long. RefSeq names its product chromosome 12 C20orf202 homolog (gene C12H20orf202). The record is from RefSeq and is a predicted model, not a curated record. The transcript has 2 exons. The coding region runs from base 168 to 446 and encodes 92 amino acids. NCBI's taxonomy places the organism in Eukaryota, Metazoa, Chordata, Amphibia, Anura, Ranidae.